Messenger RNA from Cornus florida, 5017 nucleotides. RefSeq names its product clustered mitochondria protein. Gene Ontology annotation, molecular function: protein binding. The record is from RefSeq and is a predicted model, not a curated record. Gene Ontology annotation, biological process: organelle organization. NCBI's taxonomy places the organism in Eukaryota, Viridiplantae, Streptophyta, Magnoliopsida, Cornales, Cornaceae. The transcript is spliced from 29 exons. Gene Ontology annotation, cellular component: cytoplasm. Bases 306 to 4652 code for a protein of 1448 amino acids.
CUAAGAAAGGCCCAAGCCCAGCAGUUGGGAUAUUGAAGUGUUUCUCUCUCCUAAGAGCAAUCAAAUGUAAUAUAUAAUAAAAGGGCCAAUUUCCGCCGUCCCCCUCUCUCAGCCACUUCUCUGCUCUUCCCCCUCCCUUCAAAACCUCAACCCCCUUCUCCUCCAACCCUCUGUCUCUCUAAAUCUCACCCAUAUCCGUAUACACAUAUUUAUGUACUUUAACUAUCUUCUUGCAUUUAAUCAGACAGUUGAACUGCGAUUGUAGCCUUCUCUUACCUGUGUAUCCUCAGUAUUAGGAGGUACAAAUGGCGGGGAAAUCGAAUAAAGGGAGGAAUCGGAGAGCAUUUAAUACUACAAAUUCUGUGGAGCAAGCAGUAUCAUCUGAUGCCCCCCUGAAAGAGAACUUAAAUUCUUCAGAGGCUCCCAAACCUGAUGCUAAUGGAAGGGCGGCUCUGUGUGAAUCAACUGCGGCUGUGUGUGAUUCAACUGCGGCUGUGUGUGAUUCAACUGCGGCUGUGUGUGAUUCAACUGCGGCUGUGUGUGAAUCAUCUAGUACGAAGUCAGAUGUAAAGGAGUCUGCAAAUGCAAAUUCAGACAACCAGGCAAAGCAAGGGGACAUUCAUUUGUAUCCUGUUUCUGUCAAGACACAAGGUGGCGAGAAGCUUGAACUACAAUUAAGCCCUGGAGAUUCUGUUAUGGAUGUGAGACAGUUUCUUCUUGAUGCUCCGGAGACCUGCUUCUUUACGUGCUACGAUUUAUUACUGAGCACAAAGGAUGGUGUGGUUCAUCAUCUGGAAGAUUACAAUGAAAUUUCUGAAGUUGCAGACAUAACCAGUGGUGAUUGCUCCUUGGAGAUGGUUGCUGCAUUAUAUGAUGAUAGAUCCAUCAGGGCCCAUGUUCUUCGCACAAGAGAAUUGCUCUCUCUUUCCACACUGCAUGCCUCAUUAUCAACAUCACUUGCGUUACAGCACGAGACAGGGCAAAGUUCUUCGGCAAAUUCAGGAGAUACAGUAAAAACUGACGUCUCAGAGCUCGAUAGUUUGGGUUUCAUGGAGGAUGUUACUGGUUCACUUACUAAUUUGUUGUCAUCGCCUUCUAAAGAGAUCAAAUGCGUGGAAAGUAUUGUGUUCUCUUCAUUUAAUCCUCCUCCAAGCCAUAGGAGGCUUGUUGGGGAUUUGAUUUAUCUGGAUGUGAUAACAUUGGAAGGAAAUAAAUUUUGUAUUACGGGAACCACAAAAAUGUUUUAUGCUAACUCAAGCACAGGGAAUAGCCUUGAUCCAAGACCGAGUAAAGGUGCAUUUGAAGCAACAACCCUUGUUGGACUCUUGCAAAAAAUUAGCUCCAAGUUCAAGAAAGCUUUUCGUGAAACCUUGGAAAGGAAGGCCUCUGCACAUCCUUUCGAGAAUGCCCCAUCUCUAUUGCCACCAAAUUCAUGGCUAGGAUUGUAUCCUGUUCCUGAUCACAAACGUGAUGCAGCUAGGGCAGAGAAUGCACUGACACUUUCAUUUGGCAGUGAGCUAAUUGGCAUGCAGAGAGAUUGGAACGAAGAAUUGCAGUCCUGUCGGGAGUUUCCGCAUAUAACUCCUCAGGAAAGGAUUUUGCGGGAUAGGGCGCUUUACAAAGUGACUUCUGACUUUGUUGAUGCAGCAAUUAGUGGUGGUAUUGGAGUCAUCAGCAGAUGUAUACCGCCAAUUAAUCCAACUGAUCCAGAGUGCUUUCACAUGUAUGUCCACAAUAACAUAUUCUUCAGCUUUGCCGUGGAUGCGGACCUUGAGCAGCUGUCGAGGAAGCAUGCUUCAAAUAUUAAUUUAAAGAGUGAAAGUACCAACUCGUUACAUAAUUUAUCUGAUAAUGGUUCCAGAAUUUCCAAUGGGGACAAAUCUAAUAGCUCAAAUACAGAAAAUCUUGUCGUGGAUUUGGUUCCUGAUAUACCUGCCGAGGCACAGUUGGCUGAGACUGAGCAAGCCACAUACGCUUCUGCAAAUAAUGAUUUGAAAGGGACCAAGGCAUACCAGGAGGCUGAUGUUCCCGCACUGUAUAAUCUUGCUAUGGCCAUUAUUGAUUACAGGGGUCAUAGAGUAGUAGCACAGAGUGUUUUACCAGGCAUCCUUCAAGGUGAUAAAUCAGACUCUCUUCUGUAUGGUUCUGUUGACAACGGCAAGAAAAUUUGCUGCAAUGAAGAUUUUCAUUCCAAGGUGAUAGAGGCUGCCAAACGCCUCCAUUUGAAGGAACAUACAGUCCUUGAUGGAUCUGGAAAUGUUUUCAAAUUGGCCGCACCUGUGGAAUGCAAGGGUAUCGUUGGUAGUGAUGACAGGCAUUAUCUCUUGGACCUGAUGAGAGUCACUCCUCGUGAUGCAAAUUAUACUGGACCAGGCUCCAGAUUUUGUAUUUUGAGGCCUGAAUUAAUCACUGCCUUUUGCCAGGCUGAAGCAGCAGAGAGAUUGAAAUCUAGGUCUAAGCCAGAGGGACAGAUUAGUGAAACCAUUGAUUCUCUAAAAGUUGAUAGUGCUGAAGAACAAGUAGGAACCGAGGCAAAUACAGCGCUAGCAUCAACUGACAAGCAGGAUAUGACAGACGAUGGUAAAAAUGAGGCUGUUCAAGAAUUUGGUUCUGCACCUUCUGGCAAUGAAGAAUUGUGCGAGGAAAUAUUUUUUAAUCCUAAUGUCUUUACAGAGUUUAAAUUAGCUGGAAGUCGAGAUGAGAUAGCUGCAGAUGAAGAAAAUGUGAGGAAAGCAAGUUUUUAUCUCAGAGAUGUUGUCCUUACAAAAUUUAUACAAGACCUUUGCACACUUGAGGUUUCACCCAUGGAUGGCCAGACGUUAACUGAAGCACUCCAUGCUCAUGGAAUCAAUGUUCGCUAUAUUGGAAAAGUGGCUGAUGGAACCAAGCACUUACCUCAUUUAUGGGAUCUUUGUUCUAAUGAAAUUGCUGUCAGGUCUGCAAAGCACAUUCUAAAGGAUGUCUUGAGAGACUCCGAGGAUCAUGAUAUUGGACCUGCAAUUUCACAUUUCUUCAACUGUUUUUUCGGAAACUGUCAAGUUGUUUCUGUAAAAGGUACCGCUAACAGUAUGCACUCCAAAACCCAUAAGAAGGAUCAAGCGGAUCAUCAAGCUUCAAGCAAGUCUUCUAGGGGGCAGGCAAAGUGGAAAAAUGGAGGAACUGCAAGAAAGAAACAUUCAUCAUAUAUGAGUUCUACCUCUGAUAGUUUGUGGUUUGACAUUUUAGAAUUUGCAAAACUUAAAUACCAGUUUGAGUUGCCAGAGGAUGCAAAAUCUCGAGUAAAGAAAUUUUCGGUUAUACGCAACCUUUGCCAAAAGGUAGGUGUAACCAUUGCAGCUCGCAAAUAUGAUCUUGAUGCUGCAGCACCUUUCCAAAUAUCAGAUAUUUUGAAUCUCCAACCUAUCGUGAAGCAUUCUAUUCCAGUAUGUUCCGAAGCUAAGGAUCUCGUGGAAACAGGAAAGGUCCAGUUGGCUGAGGGAAUGCUUAGUGAAGCCUACACAUUGUUUUUUGAGGCAUUUACAAUACUUCAGCAGGUGACUGGUCCAAUGCAUCGGGAGGUUGCUAACUGCUGCCGUUACCUUGCCAUGGUUCUAUAUCAUGCUGGAGACAUGGCUGGAGCCAUAAUGCAACAGCAUAAGGAGCUCAUCAUUAAUGAACGCUGCCUUGGUCUUGAUCACCCUGAUACUGCUCACAGCUACGGUAAUAUGGCUCUUUUCUACCAUGGGCUUAACCAAACAGAACUUGCGCUACGGCACAUGUCCCGUGCGUUGCUCCUACUGAGUUUAUCAUCUGGCCCGGAUCACCCUGAUGUGGCUGCAACUUUUAUAAAUGUUGCAAUGAUGUACCAAGAUAUUGGAAAGAUGAACACAGCCCUUCGAUAUUUACAAGAAGCCUUGAAAAAGAAUGAGAGGCUUCUAGGUGAGGAACAUAUUCAGACUGCCGUGUGUUAUCAUGCUCUUGCCAUUGCAUUCAACUGUAUGGGUGCCUUCAAGCUCUCUCACCAGCAUGAAAAAAAGACAUAUGAUAUUCUCGUCAAACAACUUGGUGAGGAGGAUUCUAGGACACGCGAUUCCCAAAACUGGAUGAAGACAUUUAAGAUGCGUGAGUUGCAGAUGAAUGCACAGAAGCAGAAAGGUCAAGCUUUGAAUGCAGCUUCCACUCAAAAGGCUAUUGAUAUUUUGAAGGCCCAUCCUGACCUAAUUCAUGCAUUUCAAGCUGCUGCCUCGGCCGGAGGGUCCGGUAGUUCUGGUGCAUCUGCUAACAAAUCAAUUAAUUCAGCAUUAAUUGGUGAAGCACUUCCUCGAGGCAGAGGGGUUGAUGAAAGAGCAGCCCGUGCUGCAGCAGAGGUGAGGAAGAAAGCUGCCGCAAGAGGCCUCUUAAUACGCCCGCACGGUGUUCCCGUUCAAGCUUUAACACCUCUUAACCAGAUCCUCAACAUAAUGAACUCAGGGAUGAUGCCGGAUGCUGUGAACAAUGAGGAAUCUGACGGGGCGAGUAAAGAAGCUAACAAUGAUCCUUCAAACGGACCUAGAGAUGCCCAAGAAGACCAAUCAAAAACAGGGGAAGAAGAUCAGGCUCCGAUCGGACUAGGCACAGGCUUAGCUGCAUUGGAUCCCAAGAAGCAGAAAACAAAGCAAAAUGCCCCAGCUUGAAAUUUUAUAUUGCAGUAUUUGCUCAUCAGCGACAGGCUUUGGUUCUCAAUUUCGAGGCAUUCUGCAUUUUUGAGUGAAGGUACCUCUUCCAAUUGUUGAUCUGAAUGAAUCUACGAGUUACUGCCUGCACUUUGAAGUUUUGUGAAUUGGAACGUGCCCAAAAGUUCUCGUGUAUUUCAUUCUUUCAAUAAUUAUGCUCCUAAAGUAUACCAUUUGGACCAGAGAGCAUCUUGUCAAAAUUUUUGAUGGAAGAGAAAUAUAUUUAUUAAGGUAUAAGCAGAUGAAUAAUGUGAGUUAGCAGAUGUAAUUCUUUUGCAGCUGUUUUCCUCCUAGUGAGCUUUGUUUAACUAGUGAACAUUUGCACA